Molecule: messenger RNA, 1221 nt
Organism: Dendronephthya gigantea
Lineage: Eukaryota; Metazoa; Cnidaria; Anthozoa; Malacalcyonacea; Nephtheidae
Exons: 2
Coding region: 1-1221 (406 amino acids)
Source: RefSeq, a predicted model, not a curated record
AUGCCUCCGGAUACUGAUAGGUCAACGCAGGCGAAUAUCACAAGAAUCAAGUGUUACAGAAAUGAAGUUAUUGCACAUGUAACAAGAACUCAAGUUGACAAUUCAAAAUUUGAGUCUUUAGUGAAGAAAAUUGCGCAGGCAUUGGUAGAAUUGGGCGUUUUACAGAGUGAUGUCGCCGAUUUAAAAAAAUGUCCUCUUGGGCCUGAAGAAGAAGUGUAUGUGCAAAAGCUUAAAGAUUGGAAACUGCACGAAGAUGAGUGUAUUAAAAUGCUUGCAACAAUGACACAAAUCGUUGAAGAAACCCGCGAUGGAGUAAAUAUAUUAUGCCAGUCUUUGUUGAAGAAAAGUGAGAAUGAAACCCUUGAAACGUCUCUCAAGCGUACGUUAUCAAUACCCGAGGAUACCAAUGCUGAAAAAAAUUAUGCAAGAUGGCGUGGUGAAGAUGUAUUACGUAAACUUGCCAAACAUAAUUUCAAGAAUAAAAUUCGAAGAAAAGUGAAAUUUUUCCUACCAGGAACAAGAGAGUGGUUGUUAAGGGAAGUUGACGAAUGGUUUUGUAGCAGUGAUAGUGAGUCAAGAAUAAAGUUAAUAACAGCUGGACCAGGAUUUGGUAAAAGCGUGUUUGCCGCUAAAAUCUGUGAAGAUUUUGAGAAGAAUGGAAAGCUGGCUGCUUGUCAUUUUUGUGAUUUCAGUGAUUCAAAUUUAAGAGAUCCUAUGGCGAUGUUGGAGUCUCUCGCAAGUCAGAUGUGCAAGAGCGUCUCUGGUUUUAAAGAGGAGCUCCUUGAUCAGUUAGGACGACGUCAUCAAAUCAAAAACCUCAAAGAUGCCUUUCAAAUAUAUUUGCAAAAUCCCCUAGACGAAUUGGAAAUAAAAGAGGCACGUUUAGUCGUGAUCGAUGGCUUGGAUGAAAGUGCUGCUCAUAAUAAGAAUGAAAUUACCCAUCUGAUUGCUGAAUAUUUUCUUGAUCUUCCAGAGUACAUCAAAAUCCUGGUCACGAGCAGGCCAGAGAUUUCCGUUGCUGAUCUAAGACUAAGAGACGAUCAAAAGACAGACAUUUCCAAUGUUGAUGACAACAAUAACUCCGAUCUUAAACUUUAUUUUAAAGAAUAUUUUCCAAGUUUAGUCGGCAGAUGUAUUGCAGCGUUUCUGGUUCAAAUCACUCCAAAGCUCCUGGAUCAAAAACGAAGAUUUACGUGCCCGUAUUUCGUACCAUCUAAUUGA